This is a messenger RNA of Lodderomyces oxycetoniae, 1374 nucleotides long. RefSeq names its product casein kinase. Gene Ontology annotation, cellular component: cytoplasm; nucleus. The record is from RefSeq and is a predicted model, not a curated record. Lineage: Eukaryota; Fungi; Ascomycota; Pichiomycetes; Serinales; Debaryomycetaceae. Gene Ontology annotation, molecular function: ATP binding; protein serine/threonine kinase activity. Gene Ontology annotation, biological process: endocytosis; signal transduction; peptidyl-serine phosphorylation. Bases 1 to 1374 code for a protein of 457 amino acids. The transcript has a single exon.
AUGUCUCAGUCCUCGAGUAUAGUAGGUGUACACUACAAAGUAGGAAAGAAGAUUGGAGAGGGCUCGUUUGGUAUAAUAUUUGAAGGUAUCAACAUAUUGAAUAACCAGCAAGUGGCAAUCAAGUUUGAGCCUCGCAAAUGCGAAGCACCACAAUUGAGAGACGAGUACAGAGCAUACCGUAUAUUGAGUCAUACUGUAGGUAUACCACAAGCGUAUUUUUUCGGUCAAGAAGGUGUUCAUUCUAUUUUAAUUAUUGAUCUAUUAGGGCCCUCGUUAGAAGACUUGUUUGAUUGGUGCCAUCGCAAAUUCAGUGUAAGCACAGUUUUGCAAGUGGCAAAGCAAAUGAUCCGAAGAGUCGAAUCUAUACAUGAGCACAAUUUAAUCUACCGAGACAUAAAGCCAGACAAUUUUCUUAUAGGGCGACCAGAUUCACUAGAUGCAAACCAAAUCUUUGUUGUUGAUUUUGGCAUGGCUAAACAAUAUAGAGAUCCGAAAACUAAAAACCAUAUACCUUAUAGAGAGAAAAAAGCAUUGAGCGGAACAGCUAGAUACAUGUCAAUAAACACUCAUUUGGGAAGAGAACAGCUGAGACGUGAUGAUUUGGAGAGUCUAGGACAUGUUUUUAUGUAUUUCCUAAGAGGAUCCUUGCCUUGGCAAGGUUUGAAAGCUCCAACAAACAAACAAAAGUACGAAAAAAUUGGAAUGAAGAAGCAAACAACUUCUAUAAAUGAACUAUGUUACGGAUUCCCCAUUCAGUUUGCACAGUAUUUAACAUAUGUGCGAAGUUUAAAAUUUGAUGAAACCCCUGAUUACAAUUACCUUAUUGGUUUAAUGGAUAAGGCUUUAAUUUCAUUGGGCAAUGAGGGUAUUGGUCGUUACGAUUGGGAGGAUUUGAACAAUGGUCGGGGUUGGGAUGCUUCAUUGAAUAAGAAGGCUAAUUUGCAUGGAUAUGGGAACCCGCAUCCACCCAGAAAAUCGCAUCAAGUGCAACAUCAACAUCAACAACAGCAACAGCAACAGCAACAGCAACAGCAGCAACAACAGCAACAACAAAAACAGAUGCAACUACUGCAACAUCCACUUUUGGGCCGUGGGCUGGAUCAAAAUAUUUCUUUUUUCAAGUACAAGAAAUAUGGCUAUCAGGCAAUACAACAACAACAACAACAACAAGAUUCGAGAGCAAGCUCAAAUAAAAUACUGCAAUCAGUAUUAGCAAUACACCAUGGGAGUCAAAAUCGAUAUGAAGAAGGUAGGAAUGCUAGUAAUAAUUUUAUUCAGAAUAAUGCAGGAGGAGGUAGAGACGAAGAUUUACAUUCUGAUACUUCUAGUUUUAAUAGAAAAAAGAGCCGGUCUUGCUUUUUCUGUUGUUUUUGA